CGAUUCAAGUGACGAAUCCCCCUCUCCCUCUCUCGUCGCGCACACGAGACACGACACGAAUGGCGGCGAGCGAGACGGCGAGCCGCGCCGAGAAGAAGCCCCGCUCCCUUUUCGAUCUCCCACCCGAUUUCUUCGACUCGUCUCGCCUUCUCCGUUCCCACCCUUCGCAGCUUCUUCUUCUCCCACCAUCCCCAUCUCCUCCCCUCUCCAACGCUUCCCGCAGCGGCAACAAUGGCGAAGGCCCCCGAGAGCUCGAUCCGAAGCGCGAGGCGAAGAAGGGGACGGAGCCCUCCUCGUCGAGGUGGACGUGUAACGCUUGUAAGGCCGAGUUCGAUUCGCUCCAGGAUCAGCGAUCCCACUUCAAGUCCGAUCUCCAUCGUCUCAAUGUUAAGCUGAGUAAUGCUGGUAAAGAUACUAUAAAGGAAGAGGACUUCGACGAGUUGGGUUGUGACUCUUUAUUUCAGGACUUAGAAGUGUCAAGUAUAUCUGGUUCAGAAGAUGAGUUGGAAAAUGGACCUGCCCCCAACUGGGGAUCAUCAGGGAAAGGCAAAGAAGAAUUUAAGCGAAAGCUUUUUUUUCGUCUCCAUUCAGGAGAUACUGUUUCCCUCUAUAGAUGCUUGCUGUUGGAUGAAUCGGAAGAUCUGUUGUUUAACAGUAACAGCUCAGACCAUACGGGAAUCUCUGGACAUAUGUCAUAUGUGGAGGAGAGCGAGUUGAUUAACAGAUUGAAAUGUUUGAUAUCUGAGCCUCGAGAUAAAACACAUUUAAGAAUCAUCUUACUUACUAGUGGCGGACACUUUGCUGGGUGUGUUUUUGACGGAAAUUCUAUUUUAGCUCAUAAAACAUUUCACAGGUAUGUUGUGAGGGCAAAGGCUGGCAAGAAACAAUCUUCUAAAGAUGCAACUGGGAAGGCUGCACAUUCAGCUGGCUCAUCUCUUCGCCGGUACAAUGAAGUAGCAUUAAAGAAGGAAAUUCAGGACCUAGUAAUUUCUUGGAAGCCAUACUUUGAUUCCUGCUCAUGUGCUUUCCUUUACGCGCCAUCGAGAAACCGUCAGAUGCUUUUUGAUGGGGGAAAGGCUCAGCUAAUUCUCCAGGGAUGCAAGAUUUGCAACAUUCCGUUGACCGUCCGUCGACCAACCUUGAAGGAAGUAAAAAGACUAUACAAUCAUUUGAUACAGAUGACCUAUGAGGUGGAUUAUACUGCUAGUGGGGAAGUUUUGCCUUCUAUUGCUGGUGGAAAUAGCGUUCAACAAUCCAAUGAUGCAAAACAGGGAAAGCACUUACAAAUCGAGGAGUCUAUUUCUAAUCCUUAUUCCAGUGUAGAAUGUAAAAUUCAACAUUCCAAUAAUAGAGAGCAAGAAAAGCUCCUGGAAAUUGAUGAUUCUAGUUCUAGAACAGUUUCCAAUUUAGAGUGUAAGUACGAAGCAACAAGCCAACCAUCUUUUGAAAGUGAAACGACUCCUCUACAUGAGGCAGCAAAGUCUGGUGAUGCUCAACGAACUUUGGAACUACUUGAGCAGGGUUUGAAUCCUUGUAUUAGAGAUGAACGUGGUCGGACUCCAUAUAUGUUGGCAACAGAGAAGGAAGUGAGGAACACUUUUAGAAGAUUUAUGGCACUAAACCUUGAUAAGUGGGACUGGCAUGCUGCCAACGUGCCCAGCGCAUUAACAAAGGAAAUGGAAGAGUUUCAGGCAGCAAAACAGGCUGAGAAGGAUGCUAGAAGGAAGGCUAAAGCAAAAGAAAUGAAGAAAUUGAAGAAAGAAAAAGAAAAGGCAAAGGCGGAAGCAUCUCUAUCCCAAAGUAGCCGACAAGUUGCUUCACAUAGCCCGGCGGUUGCUCCGAUUUCAGCUGCUAAGCAGCAGAAGCCACAAUAUGUACCGGCCGUCACCAUUUCAAAGGAGGAGGAAAGGCAAAGGCCACUAGCAGAAGAGAGAGAAAAGAGGGCAGCUGCAGCAGAAAGAAGAAUAGCUGCUCUUGCAGCUAAGUCGACGAGCACAUCAUCAGCAACACCACAAGGUAGCUCUGAGCCCACAAGUGGAUUGAGUGAUCCUACUUGUUCAUGCUGUAAUGCUUCCUUGGCUGGGAAAAUCCCAUUCCAUAGGUACCACUAUAAAUAUUGCAGUACCUCAUGCAUGCAUGUUCACAGAGAGAUGCUCGAGGACGGAUUCCGAAUGGCGACCGGCGGCCCCUCGACUUCGCCGACCGGCGGUCGCCACCACUUUGUGGACAUCCAUCCGGUGCUGCACGACGAUGCGAGCGGAGGCUGCGGCAAUCUCGGGAAGCAGCAGACCAGCAACCCUGUCAAGUACCGCGGCGGCAGCGGAGAAGGGGAGAGAAAUGCGGCGCUGCACAGACCCUUCAGCCGGCAGGUCUCUCUCGAGACCGGCGUGUCCGUGCUCAGCAUGCAUAAGGAGCAAAAGGGUGGAGGCGGCAAGAAAGAGGGGCCGAGUGGUCUGUUACGGAGCGGCAAGAGCUUAGGAGUUAUUCGAGAUAGCCGCAGCGGCUGCGAUCCCACCUCUCGGAAGGGAGAUUUCAGUAUCUUUCGAACCAAAUCAACUCUAAAUAAGCAGAACUCGUUGCUUCCAUCGCGGAGGGAGAACGACGUUGAUUUUCAAAACAUGGAAGGCGUGUCGGCAAACCGUCAAGAGGAAGACGCCAUCAACAAGAGCGUCCCCGCGGGGCGGUACUUCGCAGCCCUCCAAGGGCCGGAGCUCGACCAAGUUCGGGAUUCUGAGGACAUCCUCCUCCCGAAGGACGAGGUGUGGCCGUUCCUCCUCCGGUUUCCGAUCGGGUGCUUCGGCAUGUGUCUCGGCCUCAGCAGCCAAGCGAUUCUAUGGGGCGCGCUAUCGUCGAACCCCGUGAUGUCGUUCAUGCGCGUGAGCCCCUACAUCAACCUCGUGCUGUGGCUCCUCGCACUCUCCGUCCUCAUCGCCGUCUCUGCUACCUACACAUUGAAAUGCGCCUUCUACUUCGAGGCCAUCCGCCGCGAGUACUUCCACCCGGUCCGCGUCAACUUCUUCUUCGCCCCAUGGAUCGCCUGCAUGUUCCUCACCAUCGGCCUGCCGCACGCCUUCUCCCCAGAAAGGCUGCACCCCGCAGUUUGGUGCGUAUUCAUCGCGCCCGUGUUCGUGCUCGAGCUGAAAAUCUACGGGCAGUGGCUGUCGGGAGGGAAGCGCCGGCUGUGCAAGGUGGCCAACCCGUCGUCGCACCUGUCGGUGAUCGGCAACUUCGUUGGCGCGAUUCUCGCCGCGAAGGUCGGGUGGGGGGAGGCCGGGAAGUUUCUAUGGGCCAUCGGCACCGCGCACUACCUCGUCGUGUUCGUCACCUUGUACCAGAGAUUGCCGACCAACGAGGCGCUGCCUAAGGAGUUGCACCCGGUGUACUCCAUGUUCAUCGCCACGCCCUCGGCGGCGAGCAUCGCGUGGGCCACCAUCUACGGGCAAUUCGACGCCGUCGCGAGGACCUUCUACUUCAUCGCGCUGUUCCUGUACGUGUCUCUCGUCGUGCGCAUCAACUUCUUCAGAGGAUUCAAGUUCUCGAUGGCGUGGUGGUCGUACACGUUCCCGAUGACGACGGCGUCAUUGGCGACGAUCAAGUACGCGGAGGAGGUGCCAUGCUUCUUCAGCAAAGGGCUGGCGCUUAGCCUCUCGGUGAUGUCGUCGACGAUGGUGUCGGUGCUCUUCGUGUCCACGCUCCUCCACGCGUUGGUGUGGCGGUCGCUGUUCCCCAACGAUCUCGCCAUCGCCAUCACGAAGAGCAGGAGCGCCGGCGCGGGAGCGAAGCAGCAGGCGAAGGAGAAGAAGCCCCAGAGGAGGACGUACGACAUCAAGCGCUGGGCGAAGCAGUCGCCGCUCGCUCUCGUCUCGUCCAUCACGAAGAGCGGCCCCGGCGAUAAGGAGGAUUCCGCGGGAAACUAAUAAUUAACUAGUAGGAGGUGGGAUCGAGGUUAAUUAAAUACUGUAAUUCUUUUUCCCUUUAAUUUCUUCCUCCUCCUCUUCUUCUUCUUAGAAUCAUCAGUAUAUUUAAUU
Messenger RNA from Ananas comosus (pineapple), 4028 nucleotides. RefSeq lists its product as uncharacterized. The transcript has 10 exons. The coding region runs from base 60 to 3917 and encodes 1285 amino acids. Gene Ontology annotation, cellular component: membrane. The record is from RefSeq and is a predicted model, not a curated record. Gene Ontology annotation, molecular function: protein binding. NCBI's taxonomy places the organism in Eukaryota, Viridiplantae, Streptophyta, Magnoliopsida, Poales, Bromeliaceae. Gene Ontology annotation, biological process: transmembrane transport.